AUGGAUGACCGAUGGGACCCACAUCAGUUUACGCCUGCUGGACAAUCGUGGGAUGAAGUUGCGGUAUUUGAUGAGUCAGAGGAUGGUUUGGUAUUUGAUGAGUCAGAGGACGAUUUGGUAUUUGACUAUGAAGGUUUGACAAAUGCGAAUGAAGAAAAUACUGAAGUUAUCAAUGAUCUCGAUGGCGAAGAAUAUGAAGAAUGCGAAGUAAUUACAAGCGAUAAUAUUUGGGAAUAG
This is a messenger RNA of Paraglomus brasilianum, 237 nucleotides long. Lineage: Eukaryota; Fungi; Glomeromycota; Glomeromycetes; Paraglomerales; Paraglomeraceae. The record is from the annotation of a GenBank genome assembly.